AUGCAAUACAUUUCCAUUAUGAUCAGUUAUGUUAUGGGAAUAAUAAUGAUAAUUUAUCCAGAAAUUAGCCAUCAAAAUGAAGCCGAAACAUUAGAAGAUUUUCUACAUUCACAUGGUAUUUAUAAAGAUGAUAAUAUUGGUUAUCAAAAAUUUGGCCUACACACAUGGUAUCAUUCAUUGGUGGAUGUGAAAAAACAUGACCAUAUAAAAUGUGGUUAUGAUAAGAAUUUGUUUGAAAAUACCGUAUCUAUAGCUGUUAUUAUGAAUCGUAUAUAUCAAUUUACCACCAGUACAUAUGGUAAAAAAUUAACAGAAAGUAGAGAUCCAACAUAUGUUGAUGUUAUAAUCUAUGAUCAAGCACGUUAUCGUUAUUCGAAUGAAAAAAAUCAUUUACAUCUUUAUGAUGGCUAUAAACUUGGUGUUAAUCAAAUUAUCACCGAUUAUGAUUAUAUGGGCAAUUUUCAAAAACGUUUAACAGAUUUAUAUUGGGGCUAUCCACAGACACGUAAACAGCGGCUAACCACAUCGUUAAUAUGGCAAAGAUAUAAAGGUUUCAAUUUUUUUAGCCGUCUUUUGUUAUGCUGUAAUCGUUUCUGGUUGGUGGGCGAAUUUCCAUCAUCCAAUGAUGGUAAUGCAAUGGACAGUGACAAUGAUCUACAUUAUUAUGAUUAUCAUUCAUUAAGAUCAACACAAAGCUAUCAUAUGGUGGUCAUUUCAUAUGGUGAUCAAGUUUUAAAUAUGAUUCAUGAACAAAAUACUGAUGUUAUUAAAAUCAUUGAUUUCAAUAUGACAACACAUUUAUCAACAUUAUGUUAUGGUGUACAUUCAACACAAAUGUUACGUAUGAUAAGUGAAACAAAUAAUUGUCAAUAUUUAGAACCAUUCGAAGUGAUGUCCAAAUCAUUGAUCAGUUUAAUUCGUUCAUUUCAAUAUGGUUUCAUUGUGUUAACGAAAUUAAUAUUGGUAUCACGUGAACAGAAUACCGUAUUGAUUGUUGAUCGUAAUUUAUUGCGUAUGAUUGGCAAAGAAUUUCCAUUUCAAUUGAAAAAUGCAAAAGAUUUUUUUAAUUGUGAACAAUAAAAUUUUUAAA
Molecule: messenger RNA, 1090 nt
Organism: Dermatophagoides farinae (American house dust mite)
Lineage: Eukaryota; Metazoa; Arthropoda; Arachnida; Sarcoptiformes; Pyroglyphidae
Source: RefSeq, a predicted model, not a curated record